Messenger RNA from Anneissia japonica, 2353 nucleotides. Its product is annotated as lysine-specific demethylase 6B-like. The record is from RefSeq and is a predicted model, not a curated record. The coding region runs from base 16 to 420 and encodes 134 amino acids. The transcript has 6 exons. Lineage: Eukaryota; Metazoa; Echinodermata; Crinoidea; Comatulida; Comatulidae.
CCAUUUCCUACCAACAUGAAUGGUCAGAAUUCGCGACCACCAACUCGAAGCGGCAGUCGGAGUGGAAGCCGACCUUCAUCCCAAGAUCAACAUCUUACAUCUCCAGCAAUGCCACCACCACCACUAGCUUUAAAGAAAGAUCCACAGGCACAGAAGAUUAUUGCUAGUGAACUUGGGACAGAUCGUCCCGUAGUGGCCGCAAUCGAUAAGGUUCCCAUGAAGCCAACUGCUCCACAAAAUGGAAGAAAUAACUUAGAAUACAAUGCUGCCUUUGGAACUAGGCCUAAGAUCCCAAGGACUCCAGAAGGAGCCAGGCCUGUCAGUAGAGGCAUGAGCCCUGCACCGCAGCCUAAGCUUUCGGACUCACUACCACAGACCAGGCCACCCAGUGGUGGAAAUAGAACAAAUAUAAGGAAAUAAGAAACCUGCCCAAGUGAUUGAACAUCCAGAACAAAAGCCUUGAAAUUUGAACCUUGAUAUCACUAAAAGAACCAUGACAACAUUCUACUGGACAAAUCAUCUCAGGAUGGAACUAUUAAAGAGGACUUUUUAAAACCGCAAUGUAGAUCAAGAAUCAGCAGAUGAUGAAUUAAACUUAAAAGUAGUAGAAGGUCCAGUUUAGAAAAUAAGAAGAUGCUGGAGACCUGUGCAUGAACAUUAUUCUACAAGAUGCUGGAAAACCAAUAGUAGAACAUUACAUAAAGAUCAAUCCAGAAGAUACUGGAGAACAAAUACAAGCCUCAGCAUGAAAAGUAAUCUACAGUAAAUGAUACUGGAGAACCAGAACUGUCUGCUUGAAGACCACUCUAAAGUGCUAACGCUUCAAUAGAACCAUCCUCAUUAAGACCACUCCAGAUGCUGCUGGAGACACUCAUAGAGUUUGUUUGAAAUUUUCUAAAGAAAAGUAUAUACUGUAUAAUAACAAAAAAACAUUAGAAAUCUUACUGGAUUAUUAAUAAGUUGUUUUGUAGGAUUGAUGCAUAUUUGAAGCACCUGAUAACCCAUUCCAAAGAAUUCCUGAUACUUAGAUUGCAAUAGAGAGGACCCAUUGAGUUGAUUGAUCAAUAUUAUAUGUUGAAGUCAUUCCUAGUAUGUGGGUGGUAUGCUUACUUGAGUUUUUAUAAAUUAUUGCCUUGACAUAACAUUUUGAUCUUAAUGAAUUUCAUCUGGUUCUAUAAUGUAUGGGAGGAAAAUUAUUUAUUUUGUUGAACCAAUUAGUUGCUUACCUUAGCAACAGUUUCAGUUUUCAGCAACUGAAAAGUCACUUUCUUCUGUCUAAUUAACCAUUGGAUGAAUUUACGAUUUACGCUUCAGUGAGUGAGUACUCCAACACAAAUUUUGCCCUGGUGCCAUAUUGAUGACCUAUUAUUCAAGCAAAGCACAAGGGGGAAAAUGGUUCAACAAAACUGAUAGUUUUCCUACUACAAUUGAGAUUCAGUGACCAGAAUUCAUUUUUCAAAGGCCUUAAAAAGACAAAUAUUGAAUGCUUAUUAAUUUUUUACCAUAAACUAAAUGUUAUAAUAUCAAAUGAUCAAACUAUUUACACAUUUCUGUAAUAAUAUAUUUAUUUAAAUUUAUUCAGGUAAAAUAUGAUAUAUGAUAUUAGCUACAGUAUUUUAGCAAUUGUUAAAUUAUAGUAUGUAGGUUUAAAGAUAUACUGUAGUGUAAAUUUGAAGAUUUUCAUAGUAAAAAAAAAUAUUUAAAUCAGAAAUAAACCUUGAAUGGUUUAACCAGUGGUGGCUCCAUAAAUUUGCAGACUGAGUUUGACAUGUCCAAUGCAGGGUCUGAACCAAAGGGUGGAUUAAAGCAUUGGUCAGGGUCCCAGAAUAAAAAAUCCCUGGUAGUGUUUAUGGCUUAUUAUGGCCCAAGUUGUGCUUUUAGACCACAAUAUUAGGGAUUGGCAAUCAAAAAAAUAACAUUGUUUGGAUAGGCAAAUUAAUAUUUUUGGUCCAAAAUCCUGGUGGCAUCAGACGACGAGGGGUCUAGGCCUGUCCGAAGGUGGGAGGGGUUGGGGGAAUGUCUUCCUUGCCUUCCCACUGCUGCCACUACUGGAUGUUGGAUGUUGACAAAUUAAUUGACUUUAAAUAGUUUGAUAAAUUUAUUGAUUUAAUUAACUCGUUAUUCAACCAAUCUUCAAACUGUGUAUACUGGAAUCUUUGCUGUUUGUUCUGCUCUUCGAUAAUAUAUUUGAAAUUGGCGCUUCAUAAAUGUUUGAUUAGUUUAAAAAACAGUAAACUACUAGAAAGUGUAAAAAGAAAUAGAUAUGUGUGGUUGUUGUAAUAUAAAUAUUAUAAUGUAUUUUAAUAAAUUGUUCAUUUGAGCACAUCAUUGAGGCAAGCAAAGCAAAUUUCAA